AGGCCAUGCGAGCUGCCACCAUUGACCAGUGACUAAUCACAGUUGACCUACUGAGCUAUUUUAUAACCAGGUGUAUGACAGACGCGCGGACCUCCAAAUUAUCGGCGUCAAAAGAAAUGAGAAGGGAAUUUAAAACGGACUUCCAUCUCGUAUCUUAGUGAUUUCUGGGUUCUCGCGAGGUAUGGAUCCGUUGAAGGACGUGGUGGGCCGGCAUGGGACGGGGGUCGAGAUGACCAUGUCCCUCAGCGGUCCGCCGGGCUUCUCACACCACACCACCGUCACCUCGGACAGCUUGCACCAUUACAUGAGCCGACAGGGGAAGCUGAUACCUACAGAUGACCCACGGGCUCCAAGAGCGGUGCCGAUCGACCCCCGGGGUCACAAGGCGAUGGGGUUGUCCAGCCAUGACCUUCGUAUGACCGGUCAUGACCCACAGCUACAGCCGCGCGAUGUGAAAAGCAUGGAAGGAAACCGGGUCGGUCAUAAUCCGAGAGGUAUGGAACCGAUGCCUUCAAAAGAUGCACAGAGAAUGAUGCCGGAACUCCAUCACCACCAGAUGGCGCAGCAGCAUGCCAUACAACGGGCAGAUUCCAGGAACUACCCCGUGAUGGGACAGGAGAAACGUGGAAUGAUCCCCGACGCCCGGACCUCCAGAGAAACUCUUCUCCUCGCUGAAGCCCGAGCCAGCCAGAUGCCUUUACCGUCGCCUGGUAGAUCUUCACGCCCGCAUCAACAAUCCCUGAACGAUCCUCUCCGUGCUGUAUACGAUGGAAUAGAAGCCGGGAUGGCGACGUACGCCGCGCAGCUACCCCCGGGAGCGGCUGGACACCCACCUCACGGUAACCAAACCAAAUCUAUCGGAUCCCAGAAUAUGCCAGGCCCACCCAUGGUCCAUACGUACCCACCGCAGAAGCCGAGACCUUCAGAAAACUUACUUCCUUCGGGGCCCAACAUCCAUCCUACCCAGGAUCAUUCGAAUUAUUUACCCGGAAAACAGUCUAGAGUCUAUCAAGGCGAAUACUCUAAAAUACCACCCGAACAUUAUAUUUCAGAAAUGGGAAAGCCUUCUUCUGUUCACGAUAUAAAACAGGGGAUGGUUCUUCACCAGAGUGAGCCUAUAUCUCCACAGCAUAGGGAUAUGAUGAGAGAUCUAGGGUCAGAUAUACGGGACCCACGUUAUAGUUCGUCUUUAUCUAGAUCUGUACAGAAACACGGUAUGGAGAUGUCUAGUCAACAUAUGAAGCAGAUUGCGAUCGAUGCUUCACUUUCAGAUGGGCGACGACACGAGGAGCAUUUGAGAAAGUCUGCUUCAUUUACUGGGGGAAGCUCUGCAGUUCCUCAACAACUCUACAACAAAACUCAAAGCCACGAGUCUUUGGCGGGUCUGACCAAAGUUAUGUCGUACCCUUUAAGCGCAGAUAUGACCCCUAGGAGUGGGCAGGCCCCGUCUUCUAUGGUCACGCAUGCGCAACAACCCCCGGUUUUACAUACAUCCGCUUACCCCCCACAGCCGCAGUCUAUACCCGAGAGGGGCGGGGCGUUCGGCCACGAGCAUCACACCCCCGGGCAGAUGCAGAAGAACACCGUCAUCAGACAGAACAUCCCUGGGGAGGAGGUCGCCUGGAGAGAAGGAGGGUACGCUCAGUCUGCGCCAAAACAACCCCGACCGGCGUACCACACGGAGGACAUUACAACCCCAAAACCUCUACCGUCACUUGUGAGUGACCACGAGCCCAACCACCUCUCCCUACGUGAUGUUGGCCCUCCCAGACUUCAAGGCUCCAUCAGCACUGGUCAGCCCAGGAUCAUGUACGACACAGCUAUCAAACCCAGCUCCUACCAAGACCAACGCGCGCAGGCGACAUCCGAUCGUUAUCAAGUCUCUCCCAGAGAAUACGGUACCUCCAGGCCGUCAUCAAUUGGCCGGACGCCUCAAAUUCAGACAUCCGUGUCUGUUAUUCCUCACGAUGAUCGUCAGGUACACGGGCAGACGGAGAAAACAGCGGGGCAGUCAGCUUUAGACUUAACAAAACUACCCCAAGGAACUUCCAAACCUGGUGACAGCCCCUUAGAUCUUACUGUAAAAACUAAGAAAAGACACAAUGAAGACGAGAUUCAGGAAUUCACAGCAAAAAGACAAAAAACUGAAACCAGCUCUCCUCGUUCGGUUGGUCCUCAAAAAGUUAAUGUUAAUGCUUUGGAUAAUAUCCACAAUCCGAUAUGGAUAUCAUCACCUUCUCCGAGAGGACCGGAAAGCUACGAGCACCGGCCUCUGCCGUCUCCUUCCUAUACUCUGCAUGCGUCGUCCUCAGCCAUGAACCGACACAUCAAGUACACGUACGGUCCUGACAGUCAUGCUGACCAUCGCGGGGUAGCCGACGGUCGACUCAGCGCUGAAACAAGGAUCAGCGGAGACGGUCGCACGAGUGUCGAAAGUCGAUCCAGCGCGGAUGGUCGUCCGAUUUCCAGUCCUCAUCUUCACGGGAAGUUUAACAUGGGCGGCUCCCAGGUCAAGAUGGUCAGCUCGUCCAUUGUUCCAGAGAUGGUCAAGCACGCAGGCGGGAACAACCCCCAGAUGGUUCCGCUGACCACCCAGCUUCAGAAGGUUCGAGAAGAACAAGCCUACCAGAUGAAGCUUCAGCAGCGAAUGGGGACGGAGACCCCAUCAAACACGCACGUUGAUUCGAAGCGCAUGUACAAGGAUACAAUCAGCCCACGGAGUCUGGAGAACACCAAUGAGGUCGUGGUUGUUCGUCACCCGCAACAAAACUACGACAUCCCACCCUCCUCCCGCGACAUACCAUCACAAUCCCAACAGCAGCAAGCUUUCACACAUUCGUAUAUGAAGCAGCAGCAACAGCAUCUUCAGCAGCGGAUGGAAUCCCACCCGCUCCAUCAGCAUCAUCAGAAGCUCAGCGAUCAACAAGAAAGUAUAGAGCUGGGCUUGAAAGACUCCAGCGAUCCUUUACAAGCUUCACGAGCAUCCACAAUGGGACAGCUCAGAUCCUUCAGCGGUCAGGCGGCUUUGCUGCAGCAUCACCAACAACAGAUGUAUCUACAGCAGCGGCAGAAAGAUCAGCAAUCCCAGCUGUCCCCGUUCUCCCACCCCCAGCAAAGUCAGUACACAAAGGACCAGCUUCACCAGCAGCACUCACAGCAAGCAUUUUCCAAACAGCAAGCUCAGCUUUAUUCACAACAGCAUUACCACGGGGCCGAGUACAGCAGCAAGCACGAGGAAAUGGAUCGGAUGUACCAGAAGCAACAACAACAGCAGCAGAGAAAACGCACGGAAGCGGAGUCGUACAAACAACCAGCCGGUGCUGCCCACAACACUCUAGCGUCCAGCCAGAAGUGGAACGCCCAGCAAAGACUCUCCAUACGCCCGGGGUUCCCUCAGACGCAGCCCUUUCAGGCCGCACCUGGAGACUACCAGCCGCCUAAGCUAGUCCCAGGGUACGCGAAAAAUUCUCAAAACAUGAUCAUGGCCAGGGAGAAUGACGUCAUGAAAUAUCCAUACGCGAGAUCGGAACGCGGUGCGAAAUCCAACGAUUUCAUGAAGUCUUCCCUCCCGCAGACGGCUUCUCAUCUUCCUGCAGGCGGCGUCCGGGAAGAAAGCAGACGUGCGCUAUCUCGACGCGGUAGCUGCCCCGGGGCGUCGAAUCAACAAAACCCCGAAUACACAAAACUCGCUGAAACGGCGCGGAAGGAAAGUAGUUCCAGCAUGCCGGAUAGAACGUCGAAGGUGGAUGAUUCACGCGGGUCUAGUCAUAAAAAAGUUGAUUCUUCCAAUGCCAAGUCCGAACGAGUAAACAACGGUAAUGCGGUAGACAAAAACAUCGACGUCAAACUGGAUGAUAACUCGUCCGACGUCAUUAUUUUAUCCCCUCAACUUCCGGCUCCACCGAAAUCCGCCGAGGAAACUUCCGCCAAAGACUCUGUGAUCAACCAAGCGUCCGCCAAAUUCGCGCUCCCACUUUCAGUGACCAUCCCUCAGUCAAUUAGUCCAAUGACCGCACCGCUCUCCCCUUCGGCGCUGUCCUCGUCUUCUUCAAAGACUUCAAUUCCCCAUAAAGCCUGGUCAAAGAAACAUAUGAUCCUCAAUGCUUUCAACCAAGAUGAGUCUCUAAAAAGGAUCAUCAGUUCAACUAGCAGUAAACACGAAGCCGGGGGCAUCUCCUCUGAGUGUAAAAGAAAAAUUAUAGCCAGCAGUACUUGCAGUCCGAUUCCUACUUCCCCAAAAAUGCCAAUCCUCAGUCCCCAGGAAGACGAGGGGGAAGUAACAAAUGAAGAUCAAGGGGUGAGAACUCAACAAAAUAACGACGACCCCCCAACGUUAGCCCCGAUAAAAAAAGGCCAGGGAAAGCCGUCGCUGAAUCGGACUUUAUCUCAAACAAGCUCCUCAAGUUCCUCGCUCCCUACAAAUAACGGCACCCCCGCUGCAGACGCCCCCGUCUUGAAAGAAGCCUACAAAAACAACAACAACAGCCAUGACGUUGCCAACAACAACAGCAACUUCUGCAACAGCAGCGGGGCCGGUUCCCUGGCAAAAGAUGUUCCCAACUCCAAAGAAGAAAUGUCGGGAAACGCCAUCGUUGUGAGGCGAUGUAGCCUCGGCGCUGCUCUAUCUCCAGAGCAGCAACAGCAGUCUCUCCAGCCGAUGCUGGAAGACCCUUCCAAGGCGUCCACGGGGAACUUGUCUUUUCAGAGAUCCACCUCCGAGGUCAUCAGAAGAAACUCCCUAGCCUGCAACUGGGGGCACACAAAAAACAUCCCCAUAGCUAACGUGGCGCCGUUCGUCCACUCGCGCGUUGAGGAUGAGAAGAAGCAGCAGAAGGUCGAGGAGCAGAUCAUCGCUCUCCAUCAAGGCGCCACGGGAUCUGCGCAAAGCAUCACAGGACAACCUCUGGAUUUACAACUUGAUCCAAAAGAAGGGGGUCCACUUAUUAAACCAGAAGAUUUAGACAUCAAAGCAGGCACGGAUUCUCAGAUUAAAUCCGCUUCAGAUAUCCUUGCCUCUUCCAGCAAAAAAGACUUCACCGCUAAGAAGAAGAAAGUCGCGAAAUUACGGGUAUCGAGUCCAACCAAAAUGAAAGAAUUCGAGCUGCUUUCUGCGAGUAUCGAUUACACUGUACUAAAAUCGUCUUCGGGUAUUGAUGAUAUCAAAGCGUUAGGUAAGCUAAAUCACUCAAGUGUGAAGAAAUCGUUAGAAAAUCGAAUCAAAUACAAACACAAGAUUGUGCGAGAGAAGAAUACGAUUGUAAAACCUAAAAAAGUCGUGAAGAAAAGGAUUCAGUACGUGUUUGAUGAUGACGAAAAUGAGGAGGAGAAUCAUUUGUUUAUAGAGGACGAUGACGAUGAAGAUUAUGAGUAUAACGGAGGGUCCAAGACAAACAAGGAAACGGCCAAGGCAGACGCCGAGGCUAAAGUGAGGGACAGGGAGGAGAGGGCAUUACGGCGAGAACAGCUGCGCGACCAAUCAGAAGAGAGCAACGCCCGACAGCCCGUAUCAUCAGGAAACAGCCAAUCGUCUUCAAAGAACCGCGAUAAAAAUAGCUCCGAAACCCUUAAUAAAACCCGGAGCAAAGGAUCCAGUAAAGGCAAACGAAAUUCCGCCACAGCCAAAGGGAAUUCCCGGAUCUCUCGCCGGAGACUUUCCAGCACAAACCAGAGGGCCCAGGAGCUGAAACACAAUGCUCUAGUCCAGAGGCGUAACACAGGCAAACGCAAGAUACGCCGCUACAACCGUAACGCCGCCUAUGAACAGGAGCUCCAUCGAGAGGCCAACAGACGGGCAGUGGUCAGGGCGAAACGACAGGCAAGCAGCAAGGCCAGGGAACGACUCUCACAACAGCGAGAUAACUCUCUAGACCAAGACAACGAUGACUCCGUUCUCGGCGAGUCGUGGGUCCCACCGGAAACCAAGACCAGCACCGGAAGUGCGAAAAAGAACCACCAGAACGCCACCGGCAAAACUGGCGGGAACAAGGGAACAGGGCGGCUCGUCUCCGGGAAGGGGAACUCUUGUUCCAAGAUCAGCGGGGCGUCCACGUCAGGGGCGCAUCACAAGGAGGAUUACGAGUCGGAUGUGGAGAACGUCCCGGAAGAUCUGGUGGCGGAAAUGGUUUCCGACGACGCGACGCCAUCUUCAAAGAGGAAGAAAGUUCGCGGGAAGAUGAAGGCUAAAGCGGGCGGGGAGGAUGAGGAGGGGCAAGAUGGACUGGAGGACGAGGGUGAGUUCGAGAACGAGCAGUGUGACGUCAUCAGCAGCAUCCCCGUGGAGAACGUGCCGGUGCCGGCUGACGUCAAGAAGUUGACGGUCAACAAGAACUCUGGGGAGACGCUACUCCACAGGGCGGCCCGCAUGGGUCAUGAGGAAAUAACUCUUUACUGCCUGAAGACCAAAACUGUCCAUGUCAAUGCCAGAGACAAUGCAGGCUACACCCCCCUCCAUGAGAGCUGUGUCAGGGGCAGCGUGGCAGUGGCCAGGCAUCUCAUUUAUUACGGGGCAGAUGUCAACUGUUGUUCUCAGGAUGGGAUACGGCCAAUCCAUGAUGCCAUAGAGAAUGACCACCUGGAGGUUGUGAGGCUGUUGCUGGUCCAUGGGGCUGACCCCCUGAUAGCGACCUAUGCUGGGAGGACGCCAGUUAGGAUAGCCAAGUCCUUGCCCAUGUUGCAGACCUUGCAAGGUUACAUUGGGGACCUGAAUGGAUGGGUGGAGGAGGAAGAAGAGGAGGACAGUGAUCAGGUCCAGCUGGAAGAAAUACCUUGGAGAUUCACAACAACAAUAACCUUAAAGAAUAUACAAACAGAGAGUUAUAGCCCUUUUGUUGAUUUACCUGCCGACCCCGCUGAUGAUUCCACUGAUGUUUUUGAUGAUGGACCAACUUCAGCAAUCAAUGUAUUUAAUUUAGCUUUAGACGGGGAAGAUAGAACACCCCAGCCAUUCUGUCUUCUGGAUGAAGUCUUGUUCCGCCUUUGUAUGGCCAAAGAAAACCUGACUGCCCUGUUUCAGUGGAAGCCGACGUCGAUUACCCUGUCAUGCGAGCGUGUGCGUGAGGUGGCUUCCUGCUGCUGCAGCAAUGUUAGUAUCCGUCUUCCACAAUCCGGAAAAGUAACCCUUCUUCCUUUGUCAUCGCUAAGAGAAAUAGAGACGGCUCUCAAGAUUCAAAUGGUGAUGAAAGUGAAGAAGGAGGAGGGGUCCCCACCAGCGGAGUGUUCUAAAAACGACAGUCUAAUGUCCAGGAUACCUAUACUAACUAGGCUUGAGCAGCCGUCAUUUUUAGAAGAAGGACGAGACAUUUAUCAGAAGGAGAAAUCAGGAUCGAAAAACGUAACACCAUCGGCGCCGAUAAAACAGAAGACGAAGCUGGGAGCAUCAAGUUCUUUACCCAUGUACCCAUCCACGGCACUCUUCACCUCAUCCUCACCACUGCUGAACCAAAACUCAGGAACGCCCAAGACCCAGAAAUCUCAGUCCUUGACCCUAUCCCAGCCGUGGUCGUCCGCCGUGUUGGAGGCACACUCCAACAAGAAAAGCCAGCACCAGUAUCCUUCUCACCCACACGCUAGCCAGCCGGCGGGGAAAUCACAGCCACACUCCGCGUCAUCCCGUGGAGACAAUGUCCUACCCUUCAAAGGAAACAUGGCAUCCAGGGAAAACCGCACCCAAUCGAGCGGGAGUAGCGUUUCCAGAAAAUCAAAGAAAGAAGACAGCGAGAGUGCUUGGCUAAAUGCUCCCAUGUUCUCUGAUGACAGUUCCAGCAGUCCUUUUCACACGAGCAUUGACUGCUUUGAUUCGGAUAACUCUAUGUGAUGAUAUAAUCAAAUCACUGUGUUAAGCAGUGCCGUGUAGGAAUAAAUGAUUUCUUUCAUCAUGUGGUAUUUUAGUGGAGUGCAAUUUUUUUCAACCGGGCAUUUUGCUAUCAUUGAUAAACAGAUUGGUUUGAGGCUGUCAACCUCUAACUUAAGUCAACUCUUCUUUUGAAAGUUAAAUCAAAUCAAAUGAAGAAAUUUUUAAUAUGUAAUCAAUACAAACUAUGUGUAUAUAUAUGCUCUUUCAUUUAAUUUGGAGUCGUUUAUUGUGCUUUUAGUAGCUUGGUGAGUUUUUCAUGAAAUGGUUGGUACUACGUUAGUAAAGUGAUUGUAAAACAAUAUCUGCAUUUUGUGACCAGUUAUGCAUGUGCCAUAUUGUUAUUAAGAUUAGUUUUUUUUUUUACAAACGUGUUGCUGCCCAUGUUGAUGAAAAGUGAGAGUAAGGGAGAUAACCAGCUUUUUUAAAAAAAAGUCCAUAUUUUUUGUUGUUCAUUCAAAGAAAGUACCAAUUGUAUCAAAGCAUUAUGUUUUGAGUCUGCUAAUAUUUAUGACAGAAAAAUAUUGUACAUGAAAGCUUUCUAGUCAAGAAAUGAACAUUGAAACAAUUUUGUAUUCUCUGCAAGUUAAUGAAUUGUGAUUCUCAAAAGUUGAGUAUUUUAUUACAGUAUGCUCUUACACAAUUCUCACAAUUUCCUAUCUUAUGUGUUGUCUUUUUUUUUUAAAUCUUUAUUUUGUUUGUUUGCUUUUAUCCACUGCUGGGUUACUUUUUUUCAUAUAUGCUAUACUUAUCAAAUCAUCUGAUAAAGAUAAGUUUCCUUAUAACAAGUAAUAAACUGAAAUUUGUAUUCAGUAAAUUAAAUGUUAGUAAAAAAUAAUUUUAAGGACUAAUUGAAUUUUAAAUAACAAUAGGCCCUAUUUUUUUAAAAAUAAUAUACUUUUUUCUCUCACCCUAAUUGUAUCUCACUUCAUUAAAUAAAAACAAGUAACAUUUAUUAUUGAUAGUAUAUAUUAGGUUAAAACUAUGGUCUAGGUUACCUUGUCAUUGCAUAUAAAAACAAUUUUUUAAAGCAUUGUUGUGUUACCUCUAACUGUCUGAAUAAAAUUUAAGUGUACCAUCUCAAUCAUCUAGCUAGCAGUCAGCCCUGGUACUCUACAUGUUGUAGCCAUAAGCAACUUGUGAAUACAAUUAUUUGUUACUGUUAAAUUCCAUUUUUUUUUUUCAAAAUCUUAUAAAUUUCAUGUUGUCAAAGAUUUUUCUCUUUUAGAAUAUUGAUAAUUCAACAGUUUUGAAGUGGAUAGAAUAUUAGCUGUUUGUUUUGUUUUGAGGUAAAUGACUUGCCUCAUACUUUUGAUAUUUCCCGGUUUUUCUGUCACGGUGAAUACAUGUUUUAAAAGAUAUAUUUCUGGAGAAAAAUUAUUUAGUUUCAAACAUUUUUUUGUUCACACUUUUUAGUAGUUUCUAUCAUGGUGAAUACAUGUUUUAAAAGAUAUAUUUCUGGAGAAAAAUUAUUUAGUUUCAAACAUUUUUUUGUUCACACUUUUUGAGUAGUUGCUCCUAUUAUCCAGUGGAAAUUUUUUUCAAACAUCAUUAAUGUUGUUAACAAUGUGUGCUAGACUAUAAGUGAUACAAAUUACUACUAAAACUAAAGGCGGGUACAUGUGAUGUUGACAAAGAGAGAUUAUUUUAUGAAAAAACAAUUUUCACUUAAACUGUGAUUGUCUGCAUUUUUUUUUCUCUCUCUCUCUUUCUCUUGUUCAUUAUUAUUUUUUUCUUUAUCUAAUGCUCCCUUUUAAAUUUUAAAAACAAAUUUCCAUAAAAACAUGUUCAUUUAAUCUCACAUUAAAAACUGUCAGCAGUUAUUCAACUCAGCAAACCUAACAUUUAAUUAUUAAAAAAAACAUAAUUUUAAACUUAUUAGAGAACAAUUGUUUUUUUUUAAAUCCAAACUCAAAAUAUUUUUUUCUAAAAUUUAGAUAAAAUAUCUUUUUUUAAUGUAAAAAAGGUUUAGAGUUUCUCUUUUCGUGCUUCAUUUUAAUAUAUUUUCUCUAUUUUGAUCAGAUUUUUUUUUUAUAGCAAGGCACAUUUAUUAAUAUAGAAAGAUGAUCAUUUAGACUUAAAGGUCACAUUGGAAUAUUUGAUGUAAUCAGAAUGAUUGUUAUUACAUCAUUUUUGUUUUCUAUCAAAGAAAUAUUAUAUUGAUUAAAUUUAAUAGACGCAUAUAAGUUUUCUAAGAUCGUAGAUAACAAUAUUUUUAUUUCAAUGCAGAUUUUUUAAAUUAAAAAUGGAUCUCUAAAUGUUUUAAUAAAAUAAUUCUUAACAAAAAUUAGAUAGUUAACGUUAGGUGAAAAAAGCCAACAACAGUAGUUUUAUAUAAACAGAUUCAAUAGGUUUGGCCAGUGCUUUUAAUCUUAAAUAGGAAAGAGUGUAAUCUUUACAACUUGUGAUUCACUUUGUUAAAUAAAAUGUGAUUUAUAUUACUGUGGUAAUACAUCUUCGUUGUAACAAGAACAGAAGAAAAUAUUCCUAAUGAUUUAUUUAGAGUGAAUUAUCAUGUUAUUGACUAGAAGUUCCUUUUAUUUCAUGUGAAACAAAAAACAUGAACAAAUCUUUUUUACUUUUAAUAUAAUAUUAAAAGCACCUAAAGAAUUGCUAGUAUUGUUACUCCGGAGAUUAACUCAAAUUAAUGACAAUUUUUUAAACUGAGAAUUACAUAAGCAUUCUUAUUUAACACAUUCUCAUAUCUCUAGAAUUAUCAGCCUCUAAUCUCAUUUUCACACAUAUUUUUCACAUAUAUAUAUAUAUAUAUAUUCCAAAGAUAAUUCAUUAUUACACUUUACCUUUCUAAUUUAAAUAUUUUUUUUAUAAAUUUAAUUAAUUGACAUUAUCCACUUCUAUUUUUAGCUGCCAUAUCAAAAACUCAUCCUUUGUAUAUUUCUACAAAGCAAAUCAAGUUCACUUUUUUAAACUUUGAUAUUUCAGUGUGAGAUUCAUAAUAAGGUUGUAGAGUUUUAUAAACUUGAUACCACUUGAAUAGUAAAGAUUUAACCAAACUUCCUAACAAUAGUUAUCAACCUGGUACUACUAAAGUGGUUAAUUGCAUAACACUUGCUAUCAACUUAACAGUUCAAGUAUGGUUUGUUUGUCUCUGUUAUGGGAUAACAUUUUACUUUUUUUUGUAAUGGAGCUCUAAAAUAAUGGCUUUGUUUGACCAAGCAUAGUGAUGGAUGAUAGCAUUAAAAAAAAAACUUAAACCCUUUUUUUUCCCCAAAAAUAUUGUAUGAUAUUGUAUAAAGACUGUUGAUAAUUUCAAGCUCAAAACUUCACCAUGCGACUCUGUUUUCAUGCUUUGUUUUGUUUUUAAAUAAAUGUAACAGAAUAUAGACAAGUAUGAUGGGUUUUUGUACAUUCGUGUUCUAGUGGCAAGGGCUACCAGUUUCACUGGAAUUAUUGUGAAGCUAUGUGGAAAUUUCUGUUGUAAGAUCCUGUUUUAAAUCUGUUGUUUGUUCCUUGGAUGUUGUCUUUUUUUUUAAUCCUUAUUUUUGCGAACAAUUGUUUAGUAGAAUUAUUUCAUCAUAAGCUUCUCUUUAAAUUUUUAAUUGUAGCAAAUACAUCAUAGCAUUAUUUUUAAAUGACUGAUAAAGAUACGCGUUGUUUUUUUUAUACUGAUGGCAACCAAAGUGGGUUUUUUUUGUGUGUUCAUUUAAAAGAAAAACAGUAUCAAAUUUAUUUUUCUUAAUGUCAUUUGUUUUUAAUGAAGCCUUGUUUGUGUGAUUAAUUAAAAAGGUUUAGUAAUGUUAGCAAAAUUUUCUCUAAAAUCAAAUUGAAUAAAGCUACUAAAAUAUGAAAUAGCACCAAACUUCUUUUAAGUUAAAAAAAAACAUCUGGUACUUAAUUAAUAAAAUAUAUUUAAAAUAUAUUGUAAAAAACUUAGUUGAAGACAGAUAUUAAUUUUUUGUUGUUGAAAGGUUGAAUAUUUCAGUGUUUUUAUAUUCCUAUAAUAUAUAACAUAUAUAUGUAUAAUACCUGAUUUAUUGUAAUGUUAGGAUAUGUGAAGGAAUCAAUAGUCAUUUCUCAAGUUCACUAGUUCAAUGAAGUUAAUGUCAAUAGACACGUCAAGUCAUUUAUGGUGUGUAUUAAAAUAACUUUUUUUUUGUGAUAACAUGUCAAAUUUUUUUUUUCAUUUAUAUUUCAUUGCAUUUUGAUGUUAGGUGACAUUGAAUUCUCUUUUUUUUUAGUUCAUGUAUUGAAUUGGAGAUAUAGGUGUUAAAACUUCAUUAUGCUUUGAGUGAUAUUUGUAUAGAAAUAAAUAUGUCCAGUCAAAUGACCUCUUGGGAGCUUCAAUUGAAAAAAUGUUUUACACUCACUACCAAAUGUGUACAUUGUAAAAAAGGAUUUAAAUGAAUGAUACAGGCUGUUUUAGUAUAGCAAUGCAGUGCUGUGGAUUUUCACUCUAAUUUAGACAAGAGAAUUUUCCUUCCUGCUUUUUAAAAUAACCCAUGAUAGUUUUAAUUGUUUAAUUUUCUGUUCAAAAAAAAUUUCUGUAAUUUCCGGAUAUUAAUUUAUAUAUAAUUUUCAGUGAUUUGUCAGUUAUUUCAAGAAGAUUUCAUGAACACUAGGCAUUGUUGAAUCAUGUAAAAAAAAAUUGCUUAAUUUGUUUGUAGUAGCUCGCUUGUUGAGUAGAAGCUGUUCCAAAUUAUCUGUAUGCAUUCUGUCUUGCAUAGGGUUUCAUUGUGGGACUUGAGAAUAAGAAAAAAAUUUUCUCUGUUCAAAUUUCUUUCAUUAAAACUAGUAAAUAUAAUUCUAAAAGUAAAUUUACGUAGAAAUAUAGUUAAUACUUUAUAUCUUGAAGUCUAAAUUGUCAGAAUAAGAAUUCUUGUAAAUGAAUCCAAUAUGUUCUUAACAACCCAAUGAACUUAAUCCUUUUAAGUGCAGUUUUUAGUAUUGAUAAAAAGGAGUAAUUUCUUCUGUUGAUUAACUAAAUAAGUUACAAAAAUGUGCUGUCAUAUCAAGAAUGUAUAAUACUCUGACAUGGAAGAAGACUUUUUUUUACACAAAAAUUGUAUCUCUGCAACAUAUACAAAACAUUCUGGUCCAUCAUUUUGUUUCAGUACUUUGUGUUGUAGAUCUGAUUUUUUUAACCUUAGAAAUUCAUUCUUUAAAAAAUGGAAUAUCACUCGGAAUUACAAAAGCAGUUCUAAAAUUCGAUUCUUCAUGACCCACCCUGUACUCCCUGCACUGCUUAUACCUGUCAGUCCCAGUGUUUGUCAUUGUAUGUGGAUUAAAAAGCUCUCAAAUAGUGAA
Messenger RNA from Physella acuta, 13114 nucleotides. RefSeq lists its product as uncharacterized. The record is from RefSeq and is a predicted model, not a curated record. Lineage: Eukaryota; Metazoa; Mollusca; Gastropoda; Physidae. Gene Ontology annotation, biological process: negative regulation of transcription by RNA polymerase II. Gene Ontology annotation, cellular component: nucleus. Gene Ontology annotation, molecular function: protein binding; transcription corepressor activity.